UUAGCAGUUUAUAUUUACAAAAGAUAAUUGUAUUUCCAUGUUGUGUGUACUGUGGGAGACCAGAUAUAGUGAAUGCAGGGUCCUGGGAGACCAGAUAUAGUGAAUGCAGGGUCCUGGGAGACCAGAUAUAGUGAAUGCAGGGUCCUGGGAGACCAGAUAUAGUGAAUGCAGGGUCCGGGGAGACCAGAUAUAGUGAAUGCAGGGUCCUGAGAGACCAGAUAUAGUGAAUGCAGGGUCCUGGGAGACCAGAUAUAGUGAAAUGCAGGGUCCAGGGAGACCAGAUAUAGUGAAUGCAGGGUCCGGGGAGACCAGAUAUAGUGAAUGCAGG
Messenger RNA from Staurois parvus, 328 nucleotides. Lineage: Eukaryota; Metazoa; Chordata; Amphibia; Anura; Ranidae. The record is from the annotation of a GenBank genome assembly.